AUGGCUCGGUAUCGCCGAACUAUAUCCGAAGUACUCCGCCGGCGCACCUCGGCGCACGAACACGGACUCGGAGCACUGCGCUGAACGACUGAGCGGUCUCCAGCAACCGCACUCCACCUCUCACAACCAAUCUCUCCUCAUUUUUCGCACAUUCCGCUGGCUGGCUCUACACGUAGACAAUCAUACCGCAUGCUAUGACCGAAGGACAAACUAGACCCAAGGUGAAAGAGAUCAAGGAUGCAUACGACCGCCUCUUCAAUGUCUCCCUGAGCCUCUCGAAGAUCAAAGACGCGGCCCUGGGCGGCCGUCUGUUUCAAGCAGCGGACGACGCGCCGGGCGUUGCUGGGAGGAGUCUGGCUUGGAAGUUGUUUCUUGUGCAAGCAGAGCCGCUGCAGACGAAGGCGGAUGUGAUCUCUGUUUCCCCGCUCGAGGUGUUGCGUGCCGCGCGGCAUCAGUACACGACAUUGUUGCUAGAGAAGAUGCGGGCACCAGACGGUAGUUAUGAGGAAGGCCUGACCAUCCCUGGCAGUAAUGAGCCGCCAUCGAGGGCCGCUCAGACGCGCCUGGACCUGUCGAGGAACAACCCAUUGAGUCUGGACGACCAGAACCCAUGGACAGAGUGGUUUGCAUCAAUGGAGCUGCGGAAGGAAAUUCUGAAGGAUGUCGAACGCACGUUCCCCGACAUCGGCUACUUCCGCGACCCCGACGUACAGGCUCAAUUGACGAACAUCCUCUUCAUCCACUCGAGCUUGUAUCCAGAUAUAGGCUACCGUCAAGGCAUGCACGAGCUGCUCGCCCCACUCUACUAUGCAGUAGACUACGACUCCCUAGAUGAGAAGGACUCGAGCCUCGACGAUAGUAACGUCAAGGACUUCUGCUCGAGAGCAUGGAUCGCCGCGGAUGCAUGGGCACUGUUCUCCUCGGUGAUGAAUGGUGUCGGCCGGUGGUACGAAUGGCAGGACAGGAAGACCACCGAGAAAUCACCAUUGGCGUCUCACGUUCAGCUCAACGCCGGUUCUGGCGGGUCCUCGAUGAAGCCGUACGUCGCGCCGAUCGUGGAGGCGUGCAAUCGAGUGCAAUCGACUUAUCUCAAAUCGGUCGACCCGGAGCUCUGGAAGAGCAUGCAGAAUGCUGGUACAGAACCACAAAUAUACGGAAUACGGUGGUUGCGCCUGUUGUUCACGCGCGAAUUCGACAUGCACGACUCAAUGAUACUCUGGGACGGGUUGUUUGCGUGCGAUCCGUCCUUCAACCUGGCGGAAUGGGUGUGUGUCGCGAUGCUCAUUCGCAUACGCAACAAGCUCAUCCCAUCCGACUAUAGCAGUCAAUUGACUUUCCUCCUGCGAUACCCUUCGACACCCGGUGAUACGACCUCUGGGGAACUUACGGUGCACCACGCAACCCUUUUACUCCGUCAAGCUCUCACUCUGCAGAUGUCACCGAGCCCGACAACAGGCGUCUCCGUCAUCCACGAGAACCGUAACCUCUUGGACAUACCUGUGGAAGUGCCCGAACCACCGCCGCCGCCGGCGCGGCGCCGCCCGAGGCCGGGCGACCGGGGCCAGUCGUUCUCUUCGGGGAGUGGUACGAGUGCACAGCGAGGGCUGGGCGGUAGGGUCGGGCAUUCGCGUCAACAGUCGAACCCGAUGGCGCUCCCAGAGAUGCUGGCUCGUGGUCUCCUGGAGCGGGGUGAGAGUCUCGGGAUCAACAAGACUGUUAUGAAUGCGGUCUCGGAGCUCAAGCGCAAUCUGCCAGACCUGGCAAACUCGAUCGGAAAGCUUCCUUUGUCUCCACAGUCCGCUUACGCCGCAUAUCCUCUCCUCGACGAGAGGCCCACAACUGAGCGUCGUUCUUGGGAGUCAAGUUCGCGGUUCGAGGUCGAACGUGAACUCUCAGAGCUGCGCAAGGUCCAACGACGAUUAGGGGACUCCGUGGAAUGGAUCGUCGAUACCCUUCUGCAGGACGAGGGCGACGCGAACAAUAAAGAUACCAUUCGGAAGAGGAAACAAGAAGCACUGGAGUCGCUAGCAUACGUCCGGGACGUCCUCAAGAGUAAUACCACGGACAUACAAGAGGAACGUUUGAUCGGCGAAGAGGAAAGAAAACGAAGGGAGGCAAAAGAACGGUCAGAGAAAGAGAAGGAGGAUGAGCGACGAAGAGACAUCGAGCGAUCUACGCCGAAGCUACCACAGCCUGCGGCCGCCCCCUCUCGGCCGCAGGGUCUUGUGACGAGUAGGAGCUCGUCCGCCAUUAGUUCGUCGCAUCCAGGCAUUGCUCGCUCUCCACCCAAGUUCGGUACGAUCGCAUCCUCACACCCUUCCACCCUGCCAUCCCCACGCAUCCCCCCUUCGCUUGCGGCACCGCAGAAUCCCAUUGCACCGUGGACUUACACACGGUCAGACUUCUCGAGCAACAGCUCCCCUAUUACCUCCCUUCCCCGGAUCCCCCCGCCGACCUCGACGGCGCAGUGGACGCCAACUCCCACAACACCCGCAUUCCCGCCGCCAUCCGCAUCGCUUUCGGAGGUGCCUCCGAAUGCUUCGCGCGAUCAAGCUCCACGAAGAGGUGUCGAGCACGACCCCCUAGGGGCCCUGCUAUAGCAGAAAGCGAGUGCAUGUCGUAGCUAGCAUCCUGUACGGUACUGUAGAAUAUACUCGACUGUCUUGAGGACGGGGCUAAUGGCGUGCG
Molecule: messenger RNA, 2688 nt
Organism: Rhodofomes roseus
Lineage: Eukaryota; Fungi; Basidiomycota; Agaricomycetes; Polyporales; Fomitopsidaceae
Product: RabGAP/TBC
Exons: 8
Coding region: 195-2600 (801 amino acids)
Biological process (GO): activation of GTPase activity
Molecular function (GO): GTPase activator activity
Source: RefSeq, a predicted model, not a curated record